Molecule: messenger RNA, 4696 nt
Organism: Sycon ciliatum
Lineage: Eukaryota; Metazoa; Porifera; Calcarea; Leucosolenida; Sycettidae
Exons: 2
Coding region: 738-3938 (1066 amino acids)
Source: RefSeq, a predicted model, not a curated record
CCCAAGUAUAUGCUAGACUUAUGUACAGCAUACCUAGCUAAGGCAAAUGGGCAAUGUCGCUCGAACACCAUUCCCAGCAUACAACCGUGCAUGAGGUCAACGGGGCUGCACGCAGGCCCAAGUCACAGCUCUGUAGCAGGCAGUCCCACUUGCGAACCACUCUAUCCCGUCGUAUCAUCAGACUUGCUGCUGGCAGUAACGUUAGACAAAGGUAAUUCUCACUAGCAGCUUUGGCCACACAACAUUCCUACACACAGAGGCUACGUGGCAAUGCUUCGUAUUGUUUGAAAACUUUUCUGGUAGCAUCAUACGGUCUGAGCCUCCCGUGAGCAAACCCACAACACCAACUCGUGCAAACAGUGGACGGUAAAAGCCCUUCUCAGGAACGACUCGAUGGUUUAGCAUCACUGGAGUCAAGAUUGACGCAUGCGAAAAAGUUGUCUUCCUAUUCAACACCACAGUUGGCGUAUGAAGUGAUUUCUGGGACGCCGUGGAGAAGUGGAGGUGAAUCCGCGAAUCAGUGCUUGGUUCAAAAGUCGUGGACGUGCCGGGGACUGGAGGAUCUACAACUGUAGACUACGUCACAGUGUUUCAUGUUGGAGCAGCAGCUCAACAGAAUCAAGAGUACACAUCUCGUUUGCUUGGUGCUGCCGGGGAGAUCGAAGAGUGCUGACGAAGGCAGAGAGCCCCUCCACUAAAUGGAUACGCAGGCGUGAGGAUUGCUCGCCACCUCCGCAAUGAGACGCACGCGCUGUCACCAGCACACGAUCAGCGAUCACGGUCAUGCUGGACGGUUAUGGCUGCUGCCACUGCUGCUAGUGGUGCUGUGCCACGGACCGCAGCAUGGCAACGCCCAGUGGGAGCUGCCCUCGCACCCCGUCGCCUCGUCGUCCCGGGCAGGCGAGUUGGCUGUCGCAGCGGCGGCUCAGGCCAUGCCGGCAUCGGUAUUACUAGCAGAUGACCGGCCAACAGCUGCCUCGCUCCAGCCGGGGGAGCAGGCCAUGUUCGAGUUCACGACGAGCAUCAACCAGCGUCAGUUCCACGUGACCGUGUCGCCAUGCCGAUUCGACGGCAAGCUCGACUGGCAGCUGACGCGAGGAGUGGGCACGGUGGUGUUCGAGCACACGCCGUCGCGCACGUUCACCCACCAUGCUCCGAGCAUUGCCGCGAAUUCCACAGAACCCGGCGCAGCCAGGGAUCGCACCGGCCCUGGUGCUGCACAACAGCCCGCAGAGGGGCGUCGCCGGGGACGACGGCAGCUCCCCCUGGCGAGCGACUUCAAACACCCGGUGGAGAACGGUGUGUCAAGUGGCGACGCGCAAACGGUCGCUACUAACGACCUGCCACCCAGUGAAGUGACGCACACGGCUCACGAUGCCCCGCCCGGCAAGUACCACCUGACGAUCAGCAACCGUGGUGCCGAGAUGGCGGAGUUCACCGUGCAGCUGGGUACGAGGUCGGCAUCGGCGACGCGGCCCAUACUGCCGUCGCAGGCGUCGCUCGUGCCCCGCAGCAUUCGCCCAACGCAGGUCACUCUCGAGUGGCAGAGUGUGGUGAGCAGUAGUCCGGUGGAAUAUUGCUUGGAGUACGCAAUCGGCGCACGCCUACAGCCGACGGACGUGAUGAACUCAAUCUGCGGUAUACGCCGCGUCAUGAACAGACAGUCGUCGGCAACAUCGGCGGCAGGUGCGGGUGCGUCCAAACGCACGACUCGUCAGUGCACUCGUAGCACGCAGAUCACGGUGCAGAGUCUGUUCCCUGAGAUGACGUACGUGAUGAACGUGGUGGCGCGAGACCUGGCCUCCCACACGGAGUCGCCGUAUCGUGGCGUCGUCGUGACAAUGAACACCGAGGGCCUGGCGCUGCAGGACGGCCGGGAGCUGAGCAGGUUCACGCUGUUCCCGCGCAGCAAGCAGGUGUUCACGUUCGACGUGGCCGGCCGCGUCAGCGCCAAUCAGCUGGCCACGCUGCAGCAGCGGAACACGCCGCUGCGCAUCAGCGUGGUGCCGUGCCACGGUCGCGUGAUCUGGGACGUGACCAGGGACGGGCUGCCGAGCCAGUACAUUGCGCCGCACUACUUUGACCCGAGCGCGUCACCGGACGAGAACUUGGCGUCACAACCUCGGCCACCGCAAACCGGCGGCAGCGAAGAAGAUCACGAUCAGACUUUGCUGGGAGCCCAGGCAAGCAUCAGAGCUGGUGCAGAUCGACAAAGAGGACGCUGGAGCUCGACCAGGCAUCGCCGUGACACUGAGCCGACGCUAGCGCCGGCCCGGCCGCACCACUUUAACGUCGACGGCGGUGACUUCUACCAGCGGCACGACGACGACCAUCGCGACGACGUUGUCGAGCCGGCGCCGCCGGUCAGCGCCGGUCUGGGCACGAGUACGGGCCGCACGACCUACGUGUACAGCGAUCUGGUGCGGCGCGUCGACUCCGUCUACCAGGUCUCUGUGUACAACCUGCACCCUAGCGCCGAGGCAAGCUUCAACAUACGCGCCGAGCUGCUCACCGGCAGCAAGCGGCCCGCACUGCCACCGGACCCGCAGGUACGCGUCAAGAAUGUCACCAGCUCGCAGGUGCAGGUGGACUUCCUCGACAGUGUCAAGGCAACCAGCCCGGGCGGUGCCCCGGGUGCAAAUGCCGCUAAUGGCGGCGAACCUGGUAAGAAGUUGAAGUACUGUGCAGUGGCGCAGCCCAGGACGGAGCUGAAACCGCUGAGCGUGCUGAGCAGCGAGUGCAAUAUCCGCAGCCGAAUACCGACUCCGGUGCUGGACAGCCUGUACCCACCCCUGGCGCCUGGCUAUGGACAGACCGGGGCCUAUGGCCUCGCCCCUGGGGCGAAGAACCCGGAUGGUGGGCAAAACAACCCCGGGCCUGGGAAUCCUGUGGCAGCAGGACCGUUUCCAGGCGGGCUGCCAAGCUCGGAAAUCCGUCUAGCUGGACCAGACGCAGGGCAUGGAAUAGCCGGGGGAGACCGCAGGCAACAGCUGGAUUCAGGCACCGGUUCUGCAAUCGGGGGAAGAGGAACCGGCACUGGUGGUGGAAGAACCAAUGUCGGUGGCGGAGGACCUGGUGUUGGUGGCGGAGGCCCUAGUGUUGGUGGCGGAGGACCUGGUGUUGGUGGCGGAGGACCUGGCGUUGGUGGCGGAAGAGGAGCUGGUAGUUUUGAUGGAGGUUCUGUGGUUGGCGGUGGGGAAAAAGCAGGGGUGCUGGAUCCUAAGCGGCCGCAACAGCGGUUGCCAGGCAAGGCAUCUCCGUUCGAUCAACCCGCCUCAGGCCCCGAUAGCCGACAGCAGCCUCCAAGCACAGGCAAACCUGUGGGAAGUCCUGGUAACCCAUGGCAACCAGCCAACUCUAAACAAGGCGGCACGGCGGGUGACGGCGGAAGUAAUCAUGAAGGCAUCGUCACGAGUCCUGACGCCAGCAACCCGUUCGUGGAACGAUCGCCGGGGACUCAAAACCCAUUCAGCCAGCGAAACCCAAAGAAACCAGAUUUCUUCCCGUCGAGCAUCAACGAGGUGGUGGUGCGUCCCGUGCCCAAUCCUUUCGACAGCUCUCCGUCCACGAAGUCCCAAUCGCCAUUCUCCCAAUCAUCGGCGGGCGGUGAGCAAACGGGGGGAUUUCUCUUCGGCGAAGGAGGAGGGACGCUCUCCGUUCAGAGCAUGCGGAUGACGUGCGGCGAGAGCACACGUCCGUUGCUAGGCAACCUGAGCAGCGGCACGGAGUACGCCGUCGAGGUGCUGGCGCUGGAUCCGGAGACCCUGGCAGCCGUGGCCUACACCAGCGCGCUGUUUCGCACCGACGAUGACCCCGCUGGCCACAGCAGUGGCGGCCCAAGACUCGUCCUGUUCACCACUGGUAGCUCGCUGAUCGGGAGCAUGCUGAGUGCGGCUGUUGCUACUCUGUUCACCAUUCUCGUUGUCCAGUUCGUCUAAACAACAGGGCAAACCGUGUGAAAAACCCUCCGCAGUCUUCGCUCAAAAAAAAGGUGCACCUAACCAACAAUUUAUCGAUCACCUACAUGCGAGUGUUGAGCCACUGCUCACCAUUCUUGUUGUCCAGUUUGUCUAACUCGGUAUCGACUGAACUCAAUGCCGUGCGUGGAGAAUUGUGCCAUAGCUUAGUUUUUUUAAACCUUGAAUUGGACGUAACUUUGGUUUCCCUGGCUAAACAACAGUACAGAUGUGUGAAAGGUUCUCUGCAGCCUUCGCGCCCACAAAGGUGCACCGAACCAAGUUAUCAAUCACCUAUUAAUUAAAAGAGCCCUUCUGUCCACCGUUUGACUGCUCUACGCUCUGUCUCCACGGCAUUUUGAAUUUGAGCACUCUUUGCACAUGAUUAGGUGCAUCCCUAUAAUAAUAAUGUUUCAGGCGUUCUCGGACAUUGCGUGACCUGUAAGCGUGCAAUUAUUUCCUCACUAGUUCAAAAUGGACAAUAGUUAUAAUUAUACGUGAAUUGAUGACAAUACUGUAAUAUUAUAUUGAUAGAGAUAAAUUUGUCUCCUCGUCGACUUUUUAAACACUGUAAUACGUUGAGACCGUUAACGUUAGAGCAUUGCUCACAGAUAUCUUCAAUUUGUCACAAGCAUUGAUAUAAAAGAGUUUUCCUGCUAUUUAUAACUUUUUUUCCACUGCAACCUAUAGCAAGAGAUUUAUAUCGGCAUUUCACUCGAGACAUUGCCGUGUUCAAUGAA